AUGGUUGUGUUGCCCUCGCCCUUUGGCGAGAUUCCCCGCAUUCCGUUGAUGCAUGAUCGUCCCUCAGACAUCGAAUAUCUCAAGAGGCUUACAGAGAAGCUUGCAUGCGGUACUGAGAUCUGGAUGAAGCGGGAUGACUGCAAUUCCGGCCUGGCCUUCGGCGGCAACAAGAUUCGCAAACUGGAAUAUGUUUUGGCUGAUGCCGUUGCUCAAGGUGCAGACACCCUCGUGACAACGGGUGGGGUUCAAUCCAACCACAUGCGACAGACCAGUGCUGCUGCUGCACGCCUUGGGAUGGGUGUCGCUCUAUACCCACGCGACGCCGUCGCAUCGACUGAACCCGAGUAUGCAUAUGCUGGAAAUGUCCAAGUGGCUCAGAUUCUGGGAGCGGAAACAUUCCCUGUGGGUACCACGGAGGAAAAGGUCUUGGAAAUACUGAAGAGUCGCGGCAAAAAGCCAUAUUCAAUUCCUCCUGGCGCCAGCCUGCAUCCUCUGGGAGGCCUGGGUUAUGCUCGAUGUGCAUUUGAGAUACUUGAGCAGGAGAAGCAACUUGGUGUGCCAUUCGAUGUCGUCAUUACUGCGAGUGGCUCUGGUUCUACACUUGGAGGACUGGUCGUGGGCUUCAAGCUUGCCCAGAAAAUGGGACUACUGAAGUCGAGGAAACGUUUGAUUGGCUUUUCCAUUCUGCGCAAGCAGAGCGAGGUUGUUGAGCUCGUUCUCCGCAUCGCAAAAACUGCUGCUAACCAUGUCGGCCUUGACGCAAACGACAUCACAUCAGAUGAUUUCGAGAUUACCGAUAGUUAUCUCGGAGGGGGUUAUGGGUUAUUGGAUACCAGUACAACCGAAGGUAUAAAGGAACUUGCGAGGACGGAGGGGAUCUUAGUUGAUCCAGUUUAUACUGGCAAGGCUUUCACCGGUCUGCUUGACAUGGCAAGAGGCGGCAAAUUCGGCCGUCGUAAUGUACUCUUCUGCCACACUGGGGGCCAAGUAGCAAUGAGUGCCUAUCCUCAAUUAAAAUAG
Clonostachys rhizophaga is the source of this 1020-nucleotide messenger RNA. The record is from the annotation of a GenBank genome assembly. Lineage: Eukaryota; Fungi; Ascomycota; Sordariomycetes; Hypocreales; Bionectriaceae.